AUGGAUGAGUCGGAUGGUGUGCUGAGUGACUCUGAAGCGGACAAUGAACAAACGCAACGGGAACGUUCAGAGGGUGCAGCGCAAGGUAGCAACUUUCUUUGUUGUAAUUCAUCAGGGUGUGAUGGUUAUUGA
This is a messenger RNA of Anisakis simplex (herring worm), 132 nucleotides long. The record is from the annotation of a GenBank genome assembly. NCBI's taxonomy places the organism in Eukaryota, Metazoa, Nematoda, Chromadorea, Rhabditida, Anisakidae.